This is a messenger RNA of Scutellospora calospora, 636 nucleotides long. The record is from the annotation of a GenBank genome assembly. Lineage: Eukaryota; Fungi; Glomeromycota; Glomeromycetes; Diversisporales; Gigasporaceae.
AUGCAAAAUAAUGAAGAAAACCUUAAAUAUUCAGCUCAACAAUCGUCAACACCAUCUGUAUUAGUAAAAACUUAUGGUGACAUCUAUUUUAAUACCCAAAAUACAGAAAGUGCUGUAAAAUUUUUUGAAGAACUUGGCAUUUUGCCUAAAAUACGUUCUUGUUCCAAAUGCAAAAGUCCUAUGCGAAAAACUAAAGAUAAUUCACGUGCUUGUGGUCAUUCAACCACUAUAAGAUCAGAAACCUGGCUAGCCAGAUCUAAAUUAUCUUUAGUACAAAUUGCUAAAAUUAUGUUUUGUUGGUCACAUAAAUUACCUCAAAAAUUUGCAGCCUUGGAAUCUGAUGUUAGUGAAGAAAAAAUAGUAGAAAUUGAUGAAAGUAAAUUUGGAAAGCUAUCUGUUCCUAAUCGUACUAAGAAAACUUUAAUGAAAAUUUUAGAAGAAUAUAUUAAGAUAGGAACUAUAAUUUACAGUGAUUGUUGGGCAGCUUACCAAACAAAUGAAUUUGAAAAAUAUAAUCCUGAAACAGGAGUUCAUACAAAUACAAUUGAGUCAAGUUGGCGUGCAGUAAAAUCAUCACUUCCACGAUAUGGAAUAGUUAAAGACUUGUAUGAUACUUACUUUUUAGAAUAUAUGUAG